Molecule: messenger RNA, 1060 nt
Organism: Tigriopus californicus
Lineage: Eukaryota; Metazoa; Arthropoda; Copepoda; Harpacticoida; Harpacticidae
Product: S-methyl-5'-thioadenosine phosphorylase-like
Exons: 6
Coding region: 140-967 (275 amino acids)
Biological process (GO): nucleoside metabolic process
Cellular component (GO): cytosol
Molecular function (GO): S-methyl-5-thioadenosine phosphorylase activity
Source: RefSeq, a predicted model, not a curated record
CAGGUUUUCGGUUCGGUUAGCUAAUAGUUACACGCCAUGCACGCAAUGAGGCCUCUUCUGAGGUAGUUUGGUUGGAAGGUUUCACGUGCAAGACAUCACUUCAGUUUUUCAACAAACUUAAUUCAACACAACAUACGCAAUGACAGGUUUCAAGAUUGGCAUCAUCGGCGGCUCUGGAUUCUACGAUUUAGAAGAACUCACCGAGGCCCAAGAGGUCACGGUCGAGACUGAAUUUGGUAUCCCCUCCGACAAUUUAGUGACCGGCAAAAUUGAUGGAGUGGACUGUGUGGUACUAGCUCGGCAUGGCAAAGGUCAUAAGAUCAACCCAAGUGAGGUGAAUUACCGGGCCAAUAUUCGAGCCAUGGAGAAACUAGGGGUGACUCACAUCUUGGCCUCCACUGCUUGUGGCUCCUUGAGGGAAAACUACAAACCAGGGGAUUUCGUCAUCUUGGACUCGUUCAUUGAUAGAACUACCAAACGGGCUCAAACCUUCCAUGACCAAGCGAGUGGGCCAAAUUUUGGACGAGUGUGCCAUAUUCCCAUGAGCCCGGCGUUUUGUGACGCUUCCCGCGAGAUAGUGGUAGCCACGGGAAAGAAGUUGGGGUUGACCAUUCACGAAUCAGGAACCAUGGUCACUAUUGAGGGUCCUAGAUUUUCAUCCAAGGCCGAGAGCCUCAUGUUUCAGCAAUGGGGUGGACAUGUCAUUAAUAUGACAACAGUACCAGAGGUGGUGUUAGCAGCAGAAGCCGGAUUAUCUUACGUCUCGGUGGCCAUGGUUACGGACUACGAUUGUUGGAGGCCUCAUUCUGAGGCCGUCUCGGUCGAGGCCGUCAUGGUGGUCCUCAAAGAAAACGUUCAUAACGUCAAGAAGCUUUUCAUGGAAACUGUCAAGAACAUGGGAGCCGCUGAUUGGAAUGAAGUUAUUCAGAAGAACAAGGCUAAAGCGAAAGGAGGAGUGAUGGGAUGAUGAAAGAAUAUAGUAAUUUAUUGUCAUACAUAAAACAAUUUUCAUGAGCGGGAGGAAUCCCCUGAAGGCGAAAGUAAAAUGUGGCGAAAUGUU